Messenger RNA from Pteronotus mesoamericanus, 2986 nucleotides. RefSeq names its product nucleoporin 62 (gene NUP62). Gene Ontology annotation, biological process: protein import into nucleus; RNA export from nucleus. The record is from RefSeq and is a predicted model, not a curated record. Gene Ontology annotation, cellular component: nuclear pore; nuclear pore central transport channel. The coding region runs from base 350 to 1897 and encodes 515 amino acids. Lineage: Eukaryota; Metazoa; Chordata; Mammalia; Chiroptera; Mormoopidae. The transcript has 2 exons. Gene Ontology annotation, molecular function: structural constituent of nuclear pore; phospholipid binding.
UGGAAUUAAGACCCGCCUCCACCAUUGGGCCGAGUGCGCAUGCCCGGCCGCGCGCCGACGCCAACUUUCCCUGUUCGGCGCCUGCGCGACCGUGAUCCCUCACUCUUGUCUCACCUCCCCCUCCCAACGCCCCAAGCCUGGUCGUGAAGGCCGCGAGCUUCGAAAGGGCGGGAAAGGCAGUUGGAGCGGGAGGAAGGAACGGUUACUCACUCCAUGGCUGCGGAAAGAAGAGGCAGCGGCGGCCUCGGCUGAAGGAAGAAGGUGGGAGCGGAGAGCGCAGGCGCGGUUGCAGACGCUGACGGAUUUGCUUUGGGAGUCGGAGUAGCUGCUGCCACCGGAGUCUGGAGCCAUGAGCGUGUUUAAUUUUGGAGGCACUGGGGCCCCCACAGGCGGGUUCACGUUUGGCACUGCAAAGACAGCAACAACCACCCCUGCUACCGGGUUUUCUUUCUCUACGUCUGGCACUGGCGGGUUUAAUUUUGGGACUUCGUCCCAGCCUGCUGCAAGCACCCCUUCUACGAGCCUGUUCUCACUCACGACCCAGGCGCCGGCGACACAGACCUCAGGCUUCAGUUUUGGAACCACAACUCCCGCUGCAGGAGGAACUGGGUUUUCCUUAGGGAUCAGUGCUCCGAAGCUAAGCUUGGGCAACGCAGCUGCCACUCCAGCCGCAGCACAGCCCAGUGGCUUUGGGCUUGGCGGAAGCACCCUCACCAAUGCCAUCUCGAGCACUGUCACCUCCAGCCAGGGCACGGCACCCACCGGCUUUGUGUUCGGCUCCACCACCACCUCCGCUGCUCCGUCCACCACACCCGGGGGCUUUUCGUUCACAGGUGGAAGCACGUCCCAGACCGGGGGUACCUCCACUUUCAAUAUUGGCUCCAUGGGGAGUUCGGCCCAGCCCACGACACUUGCUGGGUUGGCCUUUACUCCGGCCACACCAGCAGCCACUGGAGCGGGAGCCACACAGCCAGCUGCUCCCGCACCCACUGCUGCCACCUCCAGUGCUGGGCCCACGCUCUUUGCCUCACUCGCUACUGCUCCAACUUCGUCUGCCACCACUGGGCUCUCCCUUGGUGCCCCAGCAACCACGGCUGGAACAUCUGGGACUGGAACGCUGGGCUUCAACUUAAAGGCGCCUUCUACCACGUCCACAGCUACAUCCUCCACCGCCGCCACCACCAGCAGCAGUAGCUUUGCCUUGAAUCUGAAACCCCUGGCACCGGCCGGGAUCUCCAGCAAUGCACCCACCACCAUAACUGCUCCGUCUGGCCCCAGUGCAGCCAGUGGGGGGCCCGCCAGUCCAGUGAUGACCUACGCCCAGCUGGAGAGUCUGAUCAACAAGUGGAGCCUGGAGCUGGAGGACCAGGAACGGCACUUCCUGCAACAGGCCACACAGGUCAACGCCUGGGACCGCACGCUGAUCGAGAAUGGGGAGAAGAUCACCGCCCUCCACCGCGAGGUGGAGAAGGUGAAGCUGGACCAGAAGAGGCUGGACCAAGAGCUCGACUUCAUCCUGUCGCAGCAGAAGGAGUUGGAAGACCUGCUGAGCCCACUGGAGGAGUCGGUGAAGGAGCAGAGCGGGACCGUCUACCUGCAGCACGCUGACGAGGAGCGCGAGAAGACCUACAAGCUGGCCGAGAAUAUAGAUGCGCAGCUGAAGCGCAUGGCCCAGGACCUCAAGGACAUCAUCGAGCACUUGAACACGUCCGGGGGCCCUGCCGACACCAGCGACCCGCUGCAGCAGAUCUGCAAGAUCCUCAAUGCACACAUGGACUCCCUGCAGUGGAUUGACCAGAACUCGGCCCUGCUGCAGAGGAAGGUGGAGGAAGUGACCAAGGUGUGCGAGGGGCGGCGCAAGGAGCAGGAGCGCACCUUCCGGAUCACGUUUGACUGAGGCCAGGGCUGGCUGCAGGGCCCGCGGGUCCCGAGGGUGUUCACUGGGGGGGUGCGCAGUUAUUGUCUGGCUUUUGUUUGCAAUGAAAUAGUUGUUUGAAUUGUUUCUUUCAAACAACUGUGUUCUUGAGAGAGCUGUUUUGUGAUUUGACUUUUUGAAUUAACAGGCAGAAGUAUUCUGAGUGCCCUGGUUUGGGCAGCAGCCUAGCAAGUGUGCUUUCUCUGCAUCUUUCAUGCGUCCCAGACCCUCUCACCCACUGCAGCCAUCCACGGCAGCCCGCUCGGCCCAGCCUGGUGCCGGGGAAGUGCCCGUUCGCACGAGAGCCUUCGUCUGCUGGCCAGGGCUCCCUGGGCAGCUUCUCCGUCUAACACAUGCUCUUAGGAGCGGUGCUCGGGGAGACAGCAGACUGGCCUAAGGCGCGUACAUACAGAAAUCAGUCACCCGUGCAAGGUGAAGUGUGACUAGAGCAGACAGUGCUAUAGUGAUUUUACAGGAGACAGGCCGGAUAAGGGACUCGAACAAGGUGUUGAAAAAAGGGUCAUACUCCGGCCAGGCAGUCUUCAUGGUGCCUGGUGUCCUUGGCUUCUUGGUCUCUCUGUUAGGCCUCACCUCAGCUGCCCCAGAGCCGUGUCACAUGGUCAUCCUGCAGUCCCCCCACCACACUGAGCUUUCCCCUUUGGUGACUCUUGCCACUCACUAUAUUGUACUGUUUACUUCUCCGCCUGCCUGUUAGAUUGUGAGCCCCUGUGGGCAGGGAGUGUUUCUUGCUCCCCUUUUGUGUCCCCAGCAUAAUCCCUGUCACAUUUACGGAAUGAAGGAACAAUAGAAAUGAAAGCCAGCAUGAAACAUUAACUCACAAAAUGCCUGCUAAAGUGGCAGGCGCGGUCACAGACGUGGUUCUCAACUUCCCGAUGCCAAAGCAACCCUGGUCAGGUACAGUGAGACCCGCAGAGUCCAGAGGCAGAAGCCAACCAGCUGUACCCCAGGUGUCUUUCUUGUUUGUCUUUACACUUCAGUGCACUCUGACAUACCCAGAACUGUAUGUUGCUUUCCAAAAUAAAAUAAAAAUUUUCUUUGGAACAAAAUAAA